CAUGCGCGCGGCACUGUGCCUGUUUCGGGAACUGGCAGCUGUGGGGCCUUAAUGGGGGUUCUCGAUCAUUUUCGGGUUCGGUUGUUUGCAGGAGUCGGAGGGGCUGGUUUGCUUCUGUUGCUGAUAGUCGUGUAUAGAGUCGGGUCUGAAUUGGAGUUAGCAAGAGGACAGAACCGCAUGCAAACUGCCUUGAAGCCUUUGACAAGGGUGUUAAAUCAGUGGACUACUUAUUCAUUGUGGCAGAUACAGAAACCACUCUACAAGCUUGAUCUAAGUUGGCCAAAGUUUCCAGAAGAACUAAUCGGUCAAACAUAUUGUGUUGCUGUUGAUCAUACCCAGGGAUUAGUCUAUGUGGGACAGAGAGGUAAUGAUGAUGUGCCAAAGGUCUCUGUAUACUCUGAGGAAGGCUAUCUUGUACAAACGUGGAAGACAACCACCAUUGAGAUGCCCCAUGGAAUCUUUGCACUGAGCACAUCCAAUGCAAGCUCUGUGUGGAUCACGGAUGUAGGAAAUGGGAAAUAUGGCCACUCGGUGAAACAAUACAGCCCUUCAGGUGAGCUCCUUCAAGUCAUAGGCACUCCAGGUACAGCAGGUUCCGGUACAAAUCCUCUACAGUUUGACCAGCCAGCAGAGGUUUUUGUUGAAUCAACGGGAGACAUCUACAUUGUGGAUGGUGAUGGAGGAUUAAAUAACCGCUUGCUCAAAUUGACAGAAGACUCAAAGAUUCUAUGGUUGCGUGGAGAAAAUGGUACUGCUCCUACACAGUUCAGGAUUCCACACAGCGUAACAGUGGAUUCGGUUGGACGGGUCUGGGUUGCAGAUAGAGCCAACUGGAGAAUCCAAGUCUUUGAAAAAAGCACUGGGCAGUGGUUAGGGUCUUGGGAUAGCUGCUUCACAGAAGAUGGCCCUUACUCUGUCAGAUUUACUCCUGAUCAGCAGUAUAUAAUUGUGGCCCACCUAAAUAUUAAUAGGAUUUCUAUUUUGGCAGCCCCACCAGUAGGAUUAAUUGGGGAUUGUAUUGUGGUGGACACAAUCCAGCUUGCAAGAGAAGUUAGGCCUCAUCUUCUGGACAUCAGCAUGAGUACAGGAGCCAUUUAUGUGGCAGAAAUUGGAGCUGAACAAGUACAGAAAUAUGUGCCUUUAGACUGACUAAUGGCGUCUUUUGUGCUGUACGAAAGUGCGGAAUCUCUCCUGUCACAGCCAGAUGCGGUGGGAUGUGGCUAUCAUACUUGCCCAUUCCUGUGUGGCUGGGGGGCCACAGGAGCAGAGAGAGCUGGCUGAGGGAUUCUGCUCUACUGGAUUGCCUGCUCUCUCCAGCUGCAUAAUACUUGAAGUAACUAGUCCUUCAUUCUAUGCAUUUGUCUCAGGGACUGGUUUGUCUUUCGUUAUUUUAGCCAAGGUUUAUGGACUGUUUAAUCGGUUUUGCAUAUAAGUUAUUUCUCUUGUAAUACAAUUCCAAGAGUUAAUCUGUUCAUUCCUUUAAAAUAAUCAGAAUUAUUUGUUGGCAGUGGUUUUAUCUCCAGCCUUAAAUUUGUUUAUAGUCAAUGGGAGACAACUGUAAUAAAAAACAUCUGUUUUUCUGU
This is a messenger RNA of Candoia aspera, 1583 nucleotides long. It is a transcript of the gene NHLRC3, whose product is annotated as NHL repeat containing 3. Gene Ontology annotation, molecular function: protein binding. Lineage: Eukaryota; Metazoa; Chordata; Lepidosauria; Squamata; Candoiidae. Gene Ontology annotation, cellular component: extracellular region. The transcript is spliced from 8 exons. Bases 52 to 1149 code for a protein of 365 amino acids. The record is from RefSeq and is a predicted model, not a curated record.